Messenger RNA from Fusarium falciforme, 666 nucleotides. Its product is annotated as Alpha-L-rhamnosidase. NCBI's taxonomy places the organism in Eukaryota, Fungi, Ascomycota, Sordariomycetes, Hypocreales, Nectriaceae. The transcript has a single exon. The coding region runs from base 1 to 666 and encodes 221 amino acids. The record is from RefSeq and is a predicted model, not a curated record.
AUGUGGGCAUUACUCGACCCCCUGAAGGUCUCUGGAACAGCAGUUUCAUCCAGUUUGGCAACUGGCCUGACCUGUCGCCCCGAGAAUGAGCCCGGCGAGACGACAGCUCCUGACAUGCUUGUUGCAGAUGUGUCCUUGGUUAAGAUGAUUGAGACUCUAAGCCAGAUCGCGGGAGCUCUCGGAGAGACGGACCUGGUUGAAACCUACAAGGAUCAGCACAUGGACCUCAAGGUCAAGUUCCGUGGCGGUUGGGUUCCAGACGACAUCUUAGCCAAUCACAAUCAGGCGGCAUACGCGCUCUCAGUUGGACACGAAAUAUACCAGAUGCAAAUGAUAGACUGUGAUGGUGUUUGUGAGCUCAGUGUCCAUAACCACUUCCAAGAUCUUGGUAUUCUCCUUCGGCUUGACUUCCUCUCCCUCGAUCAUGAACAGCGCGUCAUUGGUGCGUUUAGCAACGCGUGUGAAGUGGAUGACAGCCGUCUUGUCGCAUUUAAACGUCGCUCCACGGCGUCUCCCAUUAGUGCUCGGUCAAUGAUGGCCUGUGUGCCGUCCCUGUCAGCUCUUGUCGCUCAGAAGUGUAGUCCUUCACCACCAGCAACAGCUGUUUCCACACCAUCGCCGAGAGCCCGUCUUCCCCGGGCAUUUUCCACGCCUUGGCUUCCAUGA